AUGUCGAAAAUCAAAAAUGAAGAUAUCAAGGGUUCAAUUAUCGUCUUGACGCUGUAUAUUCUGCAGGGACUGGCUCUUGGAGUAGUUGGAUGUGUCCCCUUAGUGUUGAAUUCCAUGGGCGUGGAAAUGGAGGAUCAGGCGAUCUUUAGCUUGGCAAUGUGGCCUUUUUCAAUCAAAAUUCUCUGGGCGCCGAUAGUUGAUUCGAUUUCUUUCGGGAAAUUCGGAUGGAGAAAACCUUGGAUUAUUCUAGCGCAAAUGACGGUCGGAUUGCUCUUCUUUGCUGCGAGUUUGGGAUUUGAAAGCUUUGUCGAGAAUGGUCAAAUAGCCCUUUUGACUGGAAUGUAUUUCCUGAUCAUCGGAAUGGUGACCGUCCAGGACAUCUCUGUCGACGGCUGGGCCUGCUCCCUCCUCAGUCAAGAAUACGUCGGAAUGACGGCGAAUCUUCAACUCGGCGGACAGCUUAUUGGUGCUUUUAGCUGGAACAUUUACUUUUCAUUUCUGGAUGAGACGAUUGGAUAUGUUCUUUUUCUCAAAUAUGUUUCGCUCAUUUACUUGAUCACGACAGUUCUGGUCCUCAUUUUUGUCAAAGACACGAGUGUGUCUGAGAAUAACUCGUGGAAAUCGGUGGCGGUUUCUUAUACGAAUAUUUUCAAGCUGCUGAGUUUGAGGCCGAUUAUUUGGCUAGUCAUUUUCUGCCUCACAUCUAAGGUCGGUUUCGCCCCGCAUGGAGAAGCUCUGAUGCUGAAAAUGCGUGCCCGUUGCGUUGAAAAGAAAAUAUUCUCAAAAGUCAGCUUCGUCAUGAAAUUUUUCAACAUCGCCACUGCAGCUGCAAUGGUCAAAUUCACAAGAAAACGAUCGCUCAUUACAUUUCUCUAUGCCUAUCCUUUCUACAUGCUUGCGACUUGUUGUUCCGGAUUCAUGCUGAUGUACGCUGAGCAGUUGGUUGCAAACGGAAGUAUCACGUGGACGAUUAUCGGCGUCAAUAUGGCUUCGUUACUCGCUCAUCAUGGGGUCUACCUAAGUUCCCAAGGGUUCUUUUUCUACAUUGCUGACGAAUCAAUGGGCGGAGUUUACAUGACUCUUCUGAAUUCAAUGUAUAAUAUGGGAGGAGUUUGGGUUGAAACCGUCUCGUUGAAAACUCUUGGAUUCAUUGACCGCGAUCUGGAGCUGGACAAAGAUUACUGCGACAAAUAUGAAAAUGGAUCGGGAGUUUACGACCCCAACGAAACGCAAUUUACUGGCUGGGACAGCUACUACUCCUUGUGCAUUUUCUCCCUCGUCGUCGGGACGAUUUGGUACGCCCUCUUCUUCAACAAGAUCAAAGAGCUGCAGGACACUCCAGUCGAAGAGUUCAGGCUGGAGAAACAGAAGAAAGAAGAGACUCUGCUAUCAGAUGAGAAAGAGAAACCAUCUGAAGAUAUUGUUUCUGCUCAAACUUCAUAA
Molecule: messenger RNA, 1443 nt
Organism: Oikopleura dioica
Lineage: Eukaryota; Metazoa; Chordata; Appendicularia; Copelata; Oikopleuridae
Source: the annotation of a GenBank genome assembly